AUGCGUUUCUCUGCUCUUGUCACGCCCAUCCUAGUCGGACUUGCCCUGGCCGCACCCACUCCUAGAGCGGGAGACCUUGAGCGCUUUGAUGCUUUGACGACUGUAUCUGAAAAACGAGGCCUUCAGUUUGCCGAUGAUGAUAUCAACAAGCGAGCUCCCCGUGAGGAAGAUAAACGAGGCCUUCAGUUUGCCGAUGAUGAUAUCGACAGGCGAGCUCCCCGUGAGGAAGACAAACGAGGUAUCGUACGGGAAGAUAAACGAGGCAUCGUACGGGAGGAUAAACGAGGUGUCGUACAGGAAGACAACGGGGAUAUAAUCCAAAAGAAGUGA
Molecule: messenger RNA, 330 nt
Organism: Bipolaris victoriae FI3
Lineage: Eukaryota; Fungi; Ascomycota; Dothideomycetes; Pleosporales; Pleosporaceae
Exons: 2
Coding region: 1-330 (109 amino acids)
Source: RefSeq, a predicted model, not a curated record